AUGCCGCGCCAUCUGCUGCUCCCGCUCCUCCUCGUCGCCGCGGUGGGCGCCUCCGGCGGGGACGCGGGAGGCGAGAGGACGUACAUCGUGCGGGUGGACGCCGACGCGAAGCCGUCGGCUUUCCCGACCCACGCGCACUGGUACGAGUCGGCGGUGCUGGCGGCGUCCGGGGGCGGCGGGGGGUGGCCCGAGGGCGGCCCGCUGAUCCACACCUACUCGUCGGCGCUCCACGGGUUCUCCGCGCGGAUGUCGCCGUCGGCCGCGGCGGCGCUGGCCGGCGCCCGCGGGGUGGCGGCCGUGCUGCCGGAGCGCGUCCGCCGCCUGGACACCACGCGCUCGCCGCGGUUCCUCGGGAUGCUCUCCUCCCCGCCCUCGGCCAUCCUCGCCGACUCCGACUUCGGCUCCGACCUCGUCAUCGCCGUCAUCGACACCGGCAUCUCGCCCGCGCACCGCAGCUUCCGCGACCGCGGCCUCGGCCCGGUCCCGCCCAGGUGGCGCGGGGCGUGCGCGUCCGGGCCCGGCUUCCCGCCCGGCUCCUGCAACCGCAAGCUCGUCGGGGCGCGCUUCUUCUCCGCGGGCUACGAGGCCACCUCCGGCCGGAUGAACGAGACCGCCGAGGUCAGGUCGCCGCUCGACAACGACGGCCACGGCACCCACACGGCCUCCAUCGCCGCGGGCCGCUACGUGUUCCCGGCGUCCACCCUCGGCUACGCCCGCGGCGUCGCCUCCGGGAUGGCGCCCAAGGCGCGCCUCGCCGCGUACAAGGUGUGCUGGGCGGGCGGCUGCUUCGACUCCGACAUCCUCGCGGCCUUCGACGCCGCCGUCACUGACGGCGUCGACGUUGUUUCUCUCAGCGUCGGCGGUGCCGUGGUGCCGUACUAUCUCGACGCCAUCGCGAUUGGGGCGUUCGGCGCGACAGAGGCUGGCAUCGUUGUGUCUGCUUCGGCCGGCAAUGGCGGCCCAGGUGGGCUCUCGGUGACCAAUGUGGCGCCCUGGAUGACCACCGUAGGCGCCGGGUCCAUGGACCGCGCCUUCCCGGCCAACGUGCGCCUCGGCAACGGCCAAGUGCUCGACGGGGUGAGCGUGUACGGCGGGCCGGUGCUCCAGUCCGGCAAAAUGUACGAGCUGGUGUACGCGGGGGCAACCAGUUACUCGGCGUCGACGUGCCUCGACGGGUCGCUGGACCAGGCGGCCGUGCGCGGGAAGAUCGUGGUGUGCGACCGCGGCGUGAACUCGCGCGCCGCCAAGGGCGACGUGGUUCACCGCGCGGGCGCCGCCGGGAUGGUGCUCGCCAACGGGGCGUUCGACGGGGAGGGCCUGGUGGCCGACUGCCACGUCCUGCCAGCCACCGCCGUCGGUGCAGCCGCCGGUGAGAAGCUCCGUAAGUACAUCGCGUCGUCCACCCCGCAGAAGCCGGCCACGGGCACCAUCCUGUUCGAAGGCACCCACCUCGGCGUGCACCCAGCGCCGGUGGUGGCGGCGUUCUCGGCGCGCGGCCCGAACCCCCAAUCUCCAGAGACACUCAAGCCGGACCUGAUAGCCCCCGGCCUGAACAUCCUCGCCGCGUGGCCCAGCGGCGUCGGCCCGGCAGGCAUCCCCUCGGACGGCCGGCGCACGGAGUUCAACAUCCUCUCCGGCACGUCCAUGGCCUGCCCGCACGUCUCCGGCCUGGCGGCGCUGCUGAAGGCGGCGCACCCGACGUGGAGCCCCGCGGCCAUCAAGUCGGCGCUCAUGACCACGGCCUACACCAGGGACAACAGUAACGGCACGAUGCUCGACGAGUCCACCGGCAAGGUGGCGGACGUGUUCGACUUCGGCGCGGGGCACGUGGACCCGAUGCGCGCCAUGGACCCGGGCCUCGUCUACGACAUCGCGCCGGCGGACUACGUCAGCUUCCUCUGCAACCUCAACUACACGGGGCAGAACAUCCGGGCGAUCACGCGGCGGCAGGCCGACUGCCGGGGCGCGCGCCGCGCCGGGCACGCCGGCAACCUCAACUACCCGUCCCUCUCCGUCACGUUCGUGGCGGACGGCGCGAGGGCGAAGAUGAGGACCCACUUCAUCCGGACGGUGACCAACGUGGGCGGCGGCAGGUCGGCCUACCGCGCGACCGUGAGGUCGCCGGAGGGGUGCAAUGUCACGGUGCGGCCCGACCGGCUGGCGUUCCGGCGCGACGGGCAGAAGCUGAGCUUCACGGUGCACGUGGAGGCCGCGGCGCGGGCGAGGAUGGAGCCCGGCAGCUCCCUGGUGAGGAGCGGGGCGCUGACGUGGGGCGACGGCAGGCACGCCGUGGUGAGCCCGAUCGUGGUGACACUGCAAGCGCCAGUGCAGUAGGCAUGCAAUGCAAGCUCGCCAUGAGAAGCUUGAUGGAUGGAUGGAGCCAAGUUGACACGAUCUCCGGCAUGUAGAGACCACGUAAUCUACUUACUACUACUAGUGGCUAUGAUUUGGAU
Triticum urartu is the source of this 2453-nucleotide messenger RNA. Its product is annotated as Subtilase family protein. Gene Ontology annotation, molecular function: serine-type endopeptidase activity. NCBI's taxonomy places the organism in Eukaryota, Viridiplantae, Streptophyta, Magnoliopsida, Poales, Poaceae. Gene Ontology annotation, biological process: proteolysis. The record is from RefSeq and is a predicted model, not a curated record.